Humulus lupulus (European hop) is the source of this 557-nucleotide messenger RNA. RefSeq lists its product as uncharacterized. Bases 57 to 557 code for a protein of 166 amino acids. Lineage: Eukaryota; Viridiplantae; Streptophyta; Magnoliopsida; Rosales; Cannabaceae. Gene Ontology annotation, biological process: acetyl-CoA biosynthetic process; fatty acid biosynthetic process; tricarboxylic acid cycle. Gene Ontology annotation, molecular function: ATP citrate synthase activity. The transcript is spliced from 5 exons. Gene Ontology annotation, cellular component: cytosol. The record is from RefSeq and is a predicted model, not a curated record.
ACAAGUUUUGUAUACAUUUUCCUGGAAAAUAACUCUAUUUUCCAUUAUAGGGUGGAAUGUCUAAUGAGAUGUACAAUACCAUAGCCCGUGUAACAGAUGGAAUCUAUGAAGGCAUUGCUAUUGGAGGUGAUGUGUUUCUAGGCUCCACUCUUUCUGAUCAUGUUCUGCGGUUUAACAAUAUUCCACAGCACCCCAAAGCCUUAUCAUCCCUCUGUUAUGAAAUUGAUGUUUCUCCUCGCCACUCCAUAGAUAGCUCACUGAAGUUAUUUUCAUGGGACACAAUCACGCACUCACACCUCUCGACUUCUCCUCAUCAGUCCCCGAACAGUUUAGGCUUCAGAUAUUUGGAUGUGAUAAAAUCAAAUGUUAUCUGUGGGAGCUCCGAUGGGAAUGACAAUGACGAUAAAGCUCAGGAAGAUCAAUAUGGCGACAUAGGCGUAGUCUUGAAGAUGAAUCUAAAGAGAGUAAUGGCAAAUGAUUUUCUCUUUCUUGUUUGCAUGGGAAAAUGGUUGAAGAUGAAUUUGAAGAGUCAGUUUGUGGGUGACUUUGUAGAUUGA